AUGUCUAAUUGGGCUGGACUGCAGAAGAUUGAUGAUGGUCUUUUUGCUGCUGUUUCUGACACGUACAAGAAUCUUUUGCAGUUUGAUGGUUCCUUCGAAGAUGAAGCUGGGGCUAGAUCUACUGUGGAGGAAUUUCUUGCUGGAAAGAGGACAGCAGGCGAUAUCGAAAACAUUUCAAAGGAGCUCUGGGCGUGGAGGCAGUCGCGCUUGAAGAGGAGGCCGUCCGAGGUAGUGCUUUUGCAGAGACGCUUACCUGAGUUCGCUGCUAGUGUUCCACGUUCCCAGAAGGAUAUCACUGCGGUUUUUGAAGAAGCAGUCAACACCACCCCUGCUGUUGCGCUGUCCCUGCUGAAGCGUGCAAUCAGAGCAGCUAGGGCUCAUGGGGACAAAGAGGAGGUAGAGAACAAGUUGCGUGAGAAGUGGGCCCUCGAGCUUGUCGCCAUUAUACAGGAGGCAGAGCUGCCUGCUGCAGAGCGGAUUGCUGCACUGGGCAAUGACAAUCAUUUCUGGUUAAGAGCUUUUGGACGACGUAGGGGAAAAACGCUGCGAAAUCGUGCGAGAGCUUGGAAGCCGGUUAGGGCUUGGUUGCAGGGCUCUUUGGGAAUUUCUUGGCCUGUGGAUGUUGGAGUGAUCUUGAGAUAUCUUGAGGAGAGAGAUGAGAUUCACAGGAUGGGAAAGAGUGUUCCCAAAUCUAUCCUGGCAAGCCUUUCACUCUUGGAAGGCGUUGGGAUGGUACCGGCUGGCAAACGUCUUAGCGAGGACCCCUUGCUGCUUGAGAGCAUCAAGUCUUGGACAGCCGAGCUGGAAGUCGAUCAGGCUGCACCGAAGGCAGCUGCAAUGUUGCCUGUUUCAGUCGUGCUAAUAUGCGAGCUGGUGGUUUGCAGGCCUUUGUACCCACCUGGGUUGCGAUUCAUGGCUUUCAUUUUGCUGGUCAUGGUAUGGGCAAGCCUGCGCGCAGAUGAUAUGCAAAACGUCAAUCCAGCCAGUGUGAAGCUGAGCCAGGUCGGACUGAGGUUCAUCCUUAGGAAGACGAAGACGAGUGGACCUGGGCGCAAGGUUGGUGAGCUGCAUGGGUUCAUUUCUCGGGUCGUGGGACUCAGUGGCUUUGACUGGCUCGGGGAAGGUUUCAAGCUGCUGACUUCUGAACGAUUUUCAUGGGCGCGAGAUUUUCUAUGCCCUUGCUUUACAAAUGAGUGGGAUGAGCCAAAGAGAGAAUACAUGGACGCGGAGGGCCUCGCCUUGCAGUUGAGGCGUUUGCUGAAGGAGUUGCCUACACCGGUGAGGCAAAUGGGAACCUGGAAGGUGAAACGAGAGCUGCUGCUGCCUGGCGACGUCGCAAACUUUUGGACAGGUCACAGUCCUCGUCACUUCGUGGUGAGCAUUGCAGCCGCCAUCGGGAUAUCAAAGGACCGGCGUGACUAUCUGGGGCGAUGGGCGUAUGCUCAACAUGGGUCACAGGAUUACGUCCUCACUUCGCGUCAGGUGGUCCAGGCGAUCCAGACCACUGUUUGCAAGACACUGCUAUUGGGGGGCGAUGGAGGCGGUUACAUUGAGGAGGAGCUGCUUUGCACUUUAAGGAGUUUUGCUGAUGACCUUGGAUUGAAUGGCGAGGAGAUCGUCGGCGCAAAUACGGUGAUGCAAUGGGAUGGACACAAACAGACCUGGUUGCUGGGGGGACAAUAUCCUGCUUUUGCUGUUAACCCGGAGAGGGUUCCGAUUGCCGAAGGGGAGCUCGAGGCGAAGCUCCCUGGAGAAUAUGAGGCUUUUGAAGCAGAGCCGGACGAGGACGAGGCGCCGUACUUCUUGACUGUCUCUCGGAGAGGGUUCAGACGUUUGCAUCUUUCCAAGCGUUGUGCAGUCCGGAGAGAGAGGUGCCUCGAGACCAUUCCAGUUUUCCACCUUGGAGAGGGCAUUGCUGAUGCGAUGUGUAAGCUGUGCAAGCCGCGGGUGGAGAUAGGCGAGGAGUCUUCAACUAGUGGCUCGGAGGACACUGUUGAGGGUGAGCAGGAGGCUCUUGAGCCAGAGCCUUUCGGUGGAGGCCUUGGGCUCGGGCCCUUGGCUGGAGGCUUGGGGCAGGAUCAGGAGGCAGCAGAGCGCAGUGCUCGAUUAGAGCAAGACGUGCCGGAAGGAGAGCACGCAUUAAAGAGUGAGAUUGCUGGGGAGGGGUGCGGGGACGCUGUGCUGAGAAGCACCUGGUGCAAUGGCCGGAGCGGCGCCGGCUCCUGGGCCAGCAGAGUUGCCGACAGGGGUCACCCAGAAUGCGGUAUGCCUUUGGGAUUGCAGUAUCGAUUGGGACAAAACUUCAAGUCAGUGAAGCGAUUCUCGACAUACGCUGACACACGGGGCGAAGUGCGCACUGCUUUGAAAGAUGAUCACCAGUUGGAGGCCACGGACCAGGCGAGCAGAGCUGUCGUUGCAGCAGUAGUUUCAGCCUGGGAGACAUCGCGCGAGGUCGCCAGCAAGGAGACGGAGUUGAGGGCAGAGGCGCGCAUGCUGGGCGUCAGCAGACCAGUGACGCAGACUGAGAAGCAGGCUAUGAGGGUUGCGUAUGAGGCAGCCCACGGGACGCUCGAGGAGGCAUUCGAGCCUUCCGACGACUACAUCUCUGCAAAGCUUGAGGAGGUCGAGAGUGGCGAGAUCACCGCUAGUGCCCUUUCUGAAGUGACAUCCAAGAAGAAGGUGAAGACCAUGGGGAUACAGACGACAGUGGAUACUGGAGGUCAUGUCAGGAUCGUCAAACAGAAGAACAAAGGGGUAAUGCCCUCACAUACAGAAGAGCUGAGAACGGUGCUGAGAGUUGAGGGCAAUAUGUGGACAUUUUUGGCAUCCAAGUACAAGAACAAGAUCUUUUUCCAAGGCAUGGGGCCAGAUGCUUGGCUGGGAUAUGCAAACUACUUGCUUGGAGAACGGGUGUACUUGCUGCAGGUCCCGGUCACCGGGAAGGGCGGGAAGAUGGAUCAAAUCCCACUGAAACCGCCAUGGGUGGUGAUUCUCAACUAUGAAUACGAGUUGAGGAAAGAAGCGAUCAAGAGAGCCUUUCGUGAUUCCCGCCCCUUGCGCGAGACCCUUCGGGAGGUGACAGAUGAUGCACAGUUGAAAGAACAGUAUUUCACAGCUCCCAUAGCGCUGCAAAACAGAGGAAAGCGUGGCAGUGAUCAAUGGGAUGGCCAGCACGAUGAUGGAAAAUGGCAUCGGGACACCUGGCGAAAAGGAGCUGGCUGGGGCAAAGGCACACCGCGCAAAGGAGAUGACAAAGGACGUGGCGAUCAAAAGGGCAAGGACAAGAAAGGAAAGGACCCAAAGGGUCCUGGCAAAGGGAAGCGUGAGAGCGUCACCACCACUCGAACGCCAGACGGGAGGUGGAUCUGCUUUGACUACUCCGGGCCAGGAUGUGAUGGAAACUGCGGCAUGGUACACUGCUGCAUGGUCAAAGGACAGGGCGGCAUGGGCCUGGUCCUUCCAGGUCGCACACUUAUCCUUUUGGUUUUCCUUGGUUGGCAGAGAGGCCAGCUAGCAUUUGGCAACUUGAUGAGCUUCGUGCAUUUGUGGAAGGUGAUGAACAUGCGGCAACAUGGGCAGUACACAUGCCCUGAGGCGCAGCUCAGAUGGCCGCAGUUCGAUGCAACAGGGUCCUAUGUAGGGCCAAUUGGCCGGUGCGAGCAUUUGCAUCAUGGUGGCGCAGGCAUAGCGCACGAUGGAAGUUGGAAGACGGACACACCUCUUCCGUUGGCCUUCUGUGAACAUGUGGUGCAGAUGGCAUGUGAUUGGCAGUUGUCUGGGCGCGCUACAGACGACGUCGGCCAUCCGGCUGAACAGUUCGCCACAUGCUUGCUAGAGCAGUCCGAUUCGCGUAAGCUUGGGAAACAUGAUGGAGAAGCUCUGGCACGCCUGCUUGAAUACGAAGCACCGCAUCCGGCAGCAGUGGCAGAUGCGGCCACGGAGCAAAGUGGCGGCAAGGCCUUCUUCGGCGGAGCCUACACUAAGGGUGGCAUCACGGGUUUGCGCCGUUCUUGCCGGGUGUUCCCUCAGUCCCUUAAGUGCCUCACCUUGCUCCUGCGUGAUGCCUUCCCCAACAAGCCCUUUAGUUCCCUUGUGGUGUUCAAUAACGUCAAGAGUACUAUGCACAAAGACGUGCACAACGCGCCUUAUCCCAACUUGCUUCUUGCCUUGACCACUUUCCAAGAUGGGCAGGUUUGGAUGGAAAGCAGCCACGGUCAUGUCGUGCGCAUGGUUCGCGGCAUCCCGCGCAAAGGCGUUCUUCUCCCAGUGGCCCAAGCUCCGCAGGAGCUCCAGGCUCACAACUGCUUCCAUCAAACCGAGGCGUGGACUGGUGAUCGAGUUCUCUUAGUUGGAUUCCCAGUCACCCGCCUUCACUCGCUGUCACCGCCCAUGCGUGAUAACCUCCUCUCUUUGGGCUUCGUCCUUCCCCCAUCUGCUCACCUGCCACAGCAAGGGGGGGAGGGGCUCGCUGAUCGGGAGGCCGAAGCGGUGCCGGCGAUGGCAUUAAAGCAACAUGAACUCCACGCUACUAACACCCCUUCAGGAGGGACCAUCCUGGAGGCACCUGAUCCUGGCUCUAGCACCCCUUCAGGAGGGACCAUCCUGGAGGCCCCGGGCCCCGUCCUUGGCACCCCUUCAGGAGGGACCAUCCUGCUGGCAUUUGAGGCUCCCCUUUCCGACCAACCCGAUGGCGAGGACGUUGGUGACCCCCAAGAGUUUGACCCACGCACAUCCCGUUGCAGUGGGCCGGCCUUGCGUUGUCGGCACACACAGGUCCGGCGUGAACUUGUGGAUGGAUUUGGCUUGUGCUCCCCGGGGAGGUGGCGACCGAAGUCACGUGGGGCAUUGGCUUCCGACAUCGAGCACAGCCAUUCACUUAGCAUACGCAGGAUUCUUGUCAGUGCGCUGCGGGAGGCCAUCCCCGACAGGAAGAAAGCUGCCUUCAUGCUUGCCACGGGGAGGAUGGAGAGCUCACCAUUUUCACGCAGCACCAUCGCUAAGGUCAGGGAACGGAUUGCUGCUUUGUUGCCAGACCCUGAGCAGGCAAUGCAGAUUCCCCAAGGACAACCUUUCAUGUUGCACAUGCUUUCCCAGUCGCUCCGGGUGUUUGGGGAUCCUGACUAUGCAAUCCUGGACCAAGGGAAGGACUCGUUUGCAGAAGGGGUGCCCCUUGGUUGGGAUAAGCCCAUCGGCAGGGCUCCUCAGGUGUUCCCGAAGAGGACGCACUUCCGGAAGCUUGACGAGACCGAGUUUGAUCCCUCCAUGGUGAACUACCGGUCAGCCGAACUAAAUGCUGAGCAGUUGGAAGAGAAGUUUCGUCAAGACGAACGGGAAGGCCUGAUGAUCUGCACCACGGAAGCUGAGGCUAAGAAGAAAUAUGGAGAGGACGCUGUGCUGAUCGCUGCGAUGGGAGCAGUGACCAAAGCUAAUGGUGAUGUGCAGCCGCUACAUGACGGCACCCAUGGCAUCAACCUAAACAACCGGAUCGUGAUCACAGACAAACUGCAGGUUCCUGGACCAGAAGACCUUCAAGAGGUGGCAGCACGCGUCAAGGAGAGCAAGGAGGCUCCUUUUUCCCUAUGCGCCGACAUCAGCCAGGCGCACCGACGCGUAAAGGUGCGGGAGGCCGAUUGGCCACGCUUGUCGUGCAAGGCAUCCUCGCAAUCGCGCGUGCUUUGGCUAAAUUGCGUUGGAACGUUUGGGGUCAGCUCUGCCGCAUACUACUGGUCGCGCCUUUUCGGAGCCGUUGGACGGUGGACUUUCCGGGUCCUUUCCUUGGACCAAUUCUACAUGUUGAUCUACGUGGAUGAUCUCCACGUCGUGGUGUUUGGCUGCGAUAAGUACGAUACCCUAUGGCUGCUUUUCUUGGCCCUUGAAGUGAUGGGGACUCCUUUCUCUUUUCACAAGUUCAAAGGGGGAGUGGAAGUGGACUACAUUGGAUAUCACCUCAGCUACUUCACGUGGGCAGCUGGCAUUUCGGAGAAGCGGGCAUCCUGGAUCAUUGAAUGGAUCGAUCGAGUGGAAGCCGACGGGUGGAUGGUGUCUGGCAGGCGGCUGGUGGAGUUCACCGGACGUCUCAACUUUGUGACACGCAUGAUCACUUGGUUGAAACCUUUCUUGGCACCAUUGUUUGCUUGGAACGGGGUGCUCAGCCGCAGCACAGUGGCGCGCCUACCCGAGCUGGUGAUGCUAGUCCUUCGAUUUUUCCGCCACCAAUUUUCAUCAGGAGCUCGACUUGAUUCUGUGCACAUGACCUGGCCAGCGCAACAGAGGCAGGCAUUUCGGACGGAUGCUAAGUGCGAAAGGGGGCGCAUUGUGUUGGGGGGCUGGUCCUUAGAUCAUGGGGUUGAUACUAGGCAAGCACCGUGGUUUGCUUUGGAGGUUUUCCCUAAUGACUUGCCAGCACUCUUCAAACCUGAUGGGUCGUCCGAGUGGGCCUCCACUGCCGCGGAGCUGCUCGGCUCAUAUGUCGGGCUUCAUGCAUUCGGGCAUUUGAAGAAAUCUGCCGGGCGGGACUCCUUGAAGAUGCAGGUGUGCGGUGGAACUGACAACAAAGCCACCCCGGCCAUCGCUGCAAAGGGUUUAUCUAACAAGUGGCCCGUGCAAGGGAUCCACAUGCAGUUGUCGGUUGCCCUUCGUGAGGCUAAUAAGGUUUGCAAGCUUGCCUGGAGGCCACGGGAAGAAAAUCAGGAUGCCGACGAUUUGACUAACUUGAAAACGGAAAACUUUGUUCCUUCAAAAAGGGUGACAGUUGCGUUGAAAGAUUUGCCAAUGGGAUUGUUUCACGAGUUGCAUGAGCACUACGAAUCCUUCAGGGAUGAACGAGCAGCCAUGUCAGCUGCUAAGAAAAUUGAGCCUAAGGCCACUAAGAGGCAGAAGUUGCUUGACAAAACGGAAUGGUAG
Molecule: messenger RNA, 6903 nt
Organism: Symbiodinium natans
Lineage: Eukaryota; Dinophyceae; Suessiales; Symbiodiniaceae
Source: the annotation of a GenBank genome assembly